Messenger RNA from Arabidopsis lyrata subsp. lyrata, 1381 nucleotides. RefSeq lists its product as uncharacterized. The record is from RefSeq and is a predicted model, not a curated record. Gene Ontology annotation, cellular component: peroxisome. The transcript has 4 exons. Gene Ontology annotation, biological process: regulation of gene expression. Gene Ontology annotation, molecular function: RNA nuclease activity. Lineage: Eukaryota; Viridiplantae; Streptophyta; Magnoliopsida; Brassicales; Brassicaceae. Bases 62 to 1213 code for a protein of 383 amino acids.
GAAUUGCGGCUCAGUUGUAACCCUAAAUUCACAAAGUCUCUGAUCCGCUGCCGACGAAACCAUGUCCGAUACCGACGAGACCAUGUCCGUGUUUGAGAAAUAUAUGUCCGAGAUUUCGCUGUCCUCCGCCGAAACCAUUGAUCCGAUCGAAGAAUACCUAAAUGCUGACGCAUGCAUCUUUUGGGACAUGGGGAGUUACCCAAUCCCUAAUGGUGUGGAUCCUUGUUUUGUACUAAAGAAAAUCAAAUCAGAGCUCGCGGAUAUAGGUUGUCGUGUGGAUGUGUCUAUCCACGCUUACGGUAAUAAUGACACAGUCUCGGAUGGUGAUUUACUAUCUACAGCUGCCGGAAUCAAAUUCGAUCUCUUACCCGAAGGAGAUAAAGACGCCGGAAUUUUUUCCAUGUUAGUGGACAUGUUCCAAUGGGCACUGAAAAGUUCUUCAACAAGAAAUUUGAUUGUACUCUCAAAAAACAUGGAUAAUCCAGAGGUGCUGAGACAUUUUGCCUCUUUGUGGAGGUGGGAAUGUGGUCUUAUAUUAUCACCAACAUGGGUACCUGAAGUGUUGAUGGAGGAAACCGCUCACAAUGUCUUCGACCAGAACAAGCGGAAAGCAGAUACUCUUGCUGAUUCUGAUCACCCAUCUAAAACCCGAAAAGUCACAGAGUACAUCUCAUCAUCUGCAGCGCCUAAUAUUUUUCUCGAUAACUCGGCUGAAACCAUGUCCAGAUUAUUCCCCAUUCCCACCACCGCUCGUGAAAUGUGUCGUGCGACACUUGUCUUCUGGGUCAUUGAGGAUGAAAAUAUGCCUGCAGUUACCGAGUUUUGGUCGAAACAUGACAAAAUCACUUUAGCUCUCCUCAAAGAGGGUUACCGUGGGAGGGUGACAACCAACGGUUACGUUGUUAAUCCGAAAUUGCCAAAAGAACAUUUUUGGAAUGCUUAUGGGGAUCACGGUAUCACAAUCUAUUUGGAUCCAGAAGGUGAUGAAAGUAUAAGAUAUAACAGGAUGUUACUACACCUUCUUUAUUGGGGACGCAUGAUGAAAUCCGAAAGUAAUUUGGUGGUACUCUCAAGAAACCAAAACUUCGGACAAGGCACCAAGUUCGACCGUGUACGUGAGACUUUGGAAGAGUUAAGUAUCAAAGUUGCCGUAUUAAAUCCUGAUAAAGUCGAUGACUAUGUUCUCGACCAAGACGGCCUCUUGCUCUCAUGAUGGGACUAAUGUACGGCCUCUUGAUCUCAUGAUGGGACUAAUGUUAAUUUCAAUGCUUUUAUGAUGGGAGUAAAAAUAUUAUUAGGACAUCUUUUGCUUUUAAAUUGUGUGUACAAGACUAUUCUCGAAUCAAAAACUCAUAUAUAUAACCUUUGUUUUUGCAUCAUA